Messenger RNA from Manihot esculenta (cassava), 2678 nucleotides. Its product is annotated as cyclin-U4-1. The transcript is spliced from 2 exons. The record is from RefSeq and is a predicted model, not a curated record. Gene Ontology annotation, molecular function: protein kinase binding. Lineage: Eukaryota; Viridiplantae; Streptophyta; Magnoliopsida; Malpighiales; Euphorbiaceae. Bases 1863 to 2474 code for a protein of 203 amino acids. Gene Ontology annotation, biological process: regulation of cyclin-dependent protein serine/threonine kinase activity.
UAGCCAGCUCAGGUGAUUGAAUCCACUCUCAUGGGCACUUUAUGACCCAAACGCCGAAAAGUUUACUCGAAAUUUCCGCCGUAUAGUAACAAUUUGUCUGUUUUCUUACCUAAUUGGCUAUUUACGGUAAAAGGACCGAGAAUUCUCCUAAUCUCUAUUCAAUUGACUAGAUAACCAAACAGAAAGAGAAAAAAAAAAAAAAAAAAAAAAAGAAGGAAGAAAGUACUCAACAUGUGAACCUGUUUUCUUACCUAGUGAGCACUUUCCUAUACAAAUCCCCUUUCUAUUUUUUCUCAAAACUAUGCACAUGGGCACUUGCCAUGUAUUCCAUCCGAUCUUCAACUCUAGUCUUGGCUCUUGCUUGGCUGCCAUAAUUAGUCCUCAUCCUAACCAUCAAACCAACCAACAGAUAUGAUAAUCUGUGAACAAUUCUUUAGUAUACGUCCAAAAAUCUUAGGCACAUAUUCAUUGUUUACUUCUGACAUCCUCCCUACAAGAUAGAUAGUCUCUCAAUUAUUGAUUGUCAUCCCAAUUUCACAGAUUCGUUGUUUGAUAAGAGUAGUCUACAACACGAGAAGUCAUAGUCUAGAUUGCUCAUACAAUAUAGUUCUGAAGGGGGACAAGCCCUUUUUUUUAUUGCUUUUCUAAAGUUGUUAGUGUAAAGUAAUAAUACAAUUAUUUGUGGGAGCAAAUUAUGUGGGUAUCAAUACCGUAGGGUGGUACUCACAUGGAGAAGCACAUGGGCGAGAAAAUGCAAAAGACACGAUUUAGAGAUUUCCAUCACAAAAAUACCAACUUGACAUAGAACGAGUCUCACAAGACAUGCUUUGCUCUCGUUCCACUCCAACCAAACUUGGUUUCAGCUUCAUCUUGUCCUUUUCUUCUUUCCUUCAUAAUUACCAAAACAACCCUCCAAAUGUUUCUAUUGCCCACUUGUCUUCCUUUCGCUUCCAGCUCUUCUUAGUUCUUCCUCCUCAGUUGUCUCAUUUUAUGUCUCUACUAAUCAAACUAAUUCUUGAAUGUUUAUUUUUGUAAAUUAUGUAAAAAGACCAUUGCUUUCCUUUGUUGCCUUAUGCAUUAAAAGCUUAAUGACAGCAAAAUCUAAAAUUUCUUGCCCAUUAUCAAUUUUGAUCUUAUUUAAAUGCCUUGAGGAUUCAAUGAAUUCAGCCAAAAUCCAACUCCAAGAUUGUGUUUGCUGUAGAACAUGCUGACAGGUUUUAGGCAAUUAGGAGGAAUCUUAUUUUGGAUAUCUGGUUAGGAAAGCUUUAAAAUCUAUUCAAUAAUGAUUGAUCAUGAAAAAAAAAUUGAGAUGGGUUAAUGUUGCAGAAAAAGAUGGUGAGUUAAAAAAACAAUUGAUUAAAAUUAUGAUAAGCUAGGGGCAGAAGCAGCAUAAGCUAAUGCUGUGGACCAACAAAACAAAUCCAUGUUAUGUCACCUGAUCGGAUAGAAUCAAAACACAUGCAAGAUCUCAUAAAAACAUGGGGACUCAAGACGAGAAUGAAAAAUCUUUCCACAUGUAAUCACAUGAUGAAUGUGGCAAACCCAUCACCAUUGCCACAGUAGAUCAUUAAAAAGACAAAAAACAAAAGAAAAAGACACUAACCCACAUUGAACCACUUUCUGUUCCCUCUUCCUCAAGUUAAGUUUGAAAUUAAACAAUCAUUAGCCCAACUCAAAUCCAAAUUCUUUUAUUAAAAAACCCCCUAAUUAGGACAUGAAAGUCAUUAUUUAAAAAGCUGAGGGCAUUUUGUUCUAUAAAAAUACCUACCCAUUAACGAACAUCAUUCGUCCUGUUUCUAUAAACGCCAAGUAUAACCGAAAAAAAAAUCGAAAGCUAAUCUUUCAGCAAAAAUUGGUCAUCAAUGGCAGAGCUAGAGAGCCCAGAUAUGAUGCCAAAGCUCAUCACAUUUCUCUCUUCUCUGCUUCAGAGGGUAUCCGAGUCCAACGAUCUUAACUGCCAAUUUCAUCCCCAGAAAAUUUCAGUCUUUCAUGGACUAACUAGACCCACUAUCUCCGUUCAAAGCUAUCUAGAGAGGAUCUUCAAGUAUGCAAAUUGUAGCCCAUCUUGUUUCAUCGUUGCCUACGUUUAUCUUGAUAGAUUUGCUCAAAGGCAGCCCUCUUUGCCUCUCAAUUCUUUCAAUGUUCAUCGUUUGCUUAUAACAAGUGUCAUGGUUGCCGCCAAGUUCAUGGAUGACAUGUAUUACAACAAUGCUUAUUAUGCAAAAGUUGGAGGGAUCAGCACAAUAGAGAUGAACUAUCUUGAAGUAGAUUUUCUAUUUGGAUUGGGAUUCCACCUGAAUGUGACUCCCAACACUUUCCACACAUACUGUUCCCACCUCCAAAGGGAGAUGAUGCUUCAACAUCAACCUCCAAGCUUAGCAGAAUCUUCACUGAACUUAGGGAGAUCUCUAAAGCUCCAUUUGUGUUUCAAUGAAGAUGAAACAUCCCAUCAAAAGCAGCAACUUGCUGUUUAAGCCUUUUCAAUAUAAGCACUAAAUGUAGUUAGCUAUAGAGAUAGUGACUCUCCUCCUGUAAUUUUCAUUUUUCAUAUUUUGGGAUUGGCAGAAGCUCUGUACUAUUUGUUUCUUGUCUGGGUUUCGUAUUAUUCAAAUUAUUUGGUAAUGUACAGAUGGGAUUAUCUUUACAGUGUGGCUAAUCAAAAUGUCUCUCUCCUAUAA